Molecule: messenger RNA, 1614 nt
Organism: Knipowitschia caucasica
Lineage: Eukaryota; Metazoa; Chordata; Actinopteri; Gobiiformes; Gobiidae
Source: the annotation of a GenBank genome assembly
AUGACUCCCUCGGUUACUUCCGGCACUUCCAGAUCUUGCUCCGUCAACAGCCUGAAGAAGUGGCUCUCCACCCCCAUCCGGAAACUCAGUGCAGACACCCGGCCCGGGAGCCAGAAGGAGGAGUGGGUGAAGCAGGAGGAGAGGCAGAAUGAGGAGGAGGAGCAGAGACUGUCACAGAGACAUGAGCAGGCAGCCAUCCUGUCUGCAGACACGAUGUUUAAAGAUCUGAGUCCUGAAGCUUCUCCAUCACAACAGAGUCCAAGCUGCAUCAGAGACUUCCUUCAGGGACCAGACUCGGGACUAGACCCAGGACCAGACCCGAGUCUCCACAAACUGAGGAUGGAGGAUCCAUCAAACCAGAGGUUGUCUCUUGCAGAAACAGAGGACAGAGAGGCAGAAUACGACAAGAGCCUAUUUGUGCUGACGGAGCUGAUCGACACAGAGAGACUCUAUGUGGAAGACUUGGGACUUAUAGUGGAGGGCUAUAUGACGGCGAUGACGAGGCAGGGGAUCCCAGAGGAGAUGAAGGGCAAAGACAGAAUCAUCUUUGGAAACAUCCAUCAGAUUUACGACUGGCACAAAGAUUACUUCCUGGGAGAGCUGGAAAAGUGUGUGUGUGACCCGGACGCUCUGGCCAAGUUAUUCAUCAAACAUGAGAGGCGUCUGCACAUGUACGUGGUUUACUGCCAGAACAAACCCAAGUCUGAACACAUCGUGUCAGAGUUCGACUGCUUCUUCGAGGACCUGAGGCAGCAGCUUGGCCACCGGCUGCAGCUCAACGACCUCCUCAUCAAACCAGUCCAGAGAAUCAUGAAAUAUCAACUUCUGCUCAAAGACUUUCUCAAACACUACAGUAAGGCAGGAAGAAAUGUGGAGGAGUUACAGAGAGCUGUGGAAGUGACGUGUUUUGUGCCAAAACGCUGUAACGACAUGAUGAACGUGGGCCGUCUGCAGGGCUUCGAGGGGAAGAUCACGGCUCAGGGGAAGCUCCUGCAGCAGGACACCUUCUCUGUGACCGAGGAGCAGCAGGGUCUGGUCCUCAGCCGCAGCCGAGAGCGACGCGUCUUUCUGUUCGAACAACUGGUCAUCUUCAGUGAAGCCAUUGACAAGAAGAAAGGCCUGUCUAUAGGAGGGUACACCUUUAAGAACAGCAUAAAGGUGGGAGGAGCCGUGCGCGAGGCCACAGGUUACACUGCCACCUACAGGCAGACCAUCUCCAUCGAGGCAGGGGAGGGGGAGGGGGACUGUCUGCACAUGAGGAGGGGGUAUCACCACGUCAUUCAGGGGUUCCCCAACUGCGUGGUCACAGACGGCGUCAUCAACUUCUUUUUGGCUCGAACAGAGAAAGUUCAACAGGUCGGGUUUGAUCCCAGAUUGGCCCGGGUCGCACACUUAGAGUUUUUCAUUGACGGCCUGGGCGCUCUGCACGUGGGCUCCUGCGAUGACGUCAUUGUUAACCACGCCACUAAGAUCCGGCUGCCGUGGAUCAGCCAAUCGGAGAGUGACAAAACCUAUGCCAAGUUCCGCUACCCGCCCGCCGCCUCGGACGCCACACAGACCAAGAACGGACUGCUGUUUUUCAAGAACCGCUUCCAGUGUUUGACUCAUAACUAA